Molecule: messenger RNA, 1158 nt
Organism: Sus scrofa (pig)
Lineage: Eukaryota; Metazoa; Chordata; Mammalia; Artiodactyla; Suidae
Source: RefSeq, a predicted model, not a curated record
AAAAAGGCAGAUAUGUUAUCUGAAGAAAUUAGAGAGCAGUUAAGAAGAGAAGAAGAGCAAUGUAGUAAAGAAACUGAAUUGAAACAGCAACUUGAACUCACUGUCGAAGGACUACAAGGGGAAUUGAAGGCUGUGAGAGACAGGCUGAACCAGGUUUCUGAUAGUCACGAAAAAGCAACAAAUCUGUCGCAUGAAAAUCUCAUGAUGCAGGAUGAAAUUGCCACGUUAAAACGAGAAAUAGACACAAUAAAAAAUGAGAACCAGGAAAAGGAAAAGAAAUAUUUAGAUAACAUUGAAAUUGUAAAACAAAAGAAUGAUGAACUUCAAAAGGCAAUAAAACUUAAUGAGGAAAAAUUGACACAGACAUACAGUGGACAGCUUCAUGAUCUGACAGCUGAGAAUACAAGGCUGAAGUCUAAACUGAAGAAGGAAGAACAAAAGAAAGAAAGCCUGGAAACAGAUGUUGCAUUAUAUUGUUCCAAGCUGACUACUGUCAUGCAUGACCAUCAGCAAAGUCAGACAUCAAAAAGAGACCUGGAACUCACCUUUCAGAGAGCAAGAGAUGAGUGGCUAUGUUUACAGGACAAAAUGAAUUUGGAGAUGUCUAACCUGAAAGAUCAUAAUGAGCUACUUUUGCAGCAACAGAGUGACACUGAAAGUAAAUUCAACAGCAUAGACAUUGAGCUGCAUCACACAAGAGAUGCUCUCAGAGAAAAGUCUUUGGUAUUAGAACAGGUACAGAGAGAACUGAGCCAAGCACAGUGUCAGAAGAAGGAAAGUGAAGACCUGUGUCGACGUGAACAAGGCAAAGUGAAGGAAUACAUGGGCAAGCAGGAGCGCUUGGAGGAGAGAUUAGCCCAACUAGAGAGUGAAAACCUGUUUCUGCGACAACAGCUGGAUGACGCGCAAAACAAAAUCGAGAGCAAAGAGAAGAUGGUAAUGGAUAGCCAAGAACGGUUUCAGGAUAUCCUGAAGACCUUUCAAGACCAAAAGGAAAAGGAAACUCUGAUGCUGCAGGAAAGCCUUAAGAAGUCAACCAAUGAGCUUCAUCUUCUCAAGGAGAGGCUGUCUCGGGCUGAAAAUGUGAAAACACAGAGAGCCGUAAGUAUCCAGAAAGAGAAGGGAUUCUCAGACUUGCUGAAGGGAAGUUCAGAGUAA